UAUGAUUCCCAAGGACAUACUCUCUAAAGGCAGUCUCUGACUUGAAUCCAGCACAGUGACUCAAUAGAACUCUGCUCUGCCAUGAAGUCGCUUGUUCUUUUCCUCUUGGGCGUCAUCUUCCUGGAUCAGUGUGGAGUUCAAGGAACCCUAAUAAUAAGGAAUCAGCGUUGCUCCUGCAUCAGCACGAGCCAAGGCACGAUCCACUACAAAUCUUUAAAAAGCCUCAAACAAUUUGCCCCAAGCCCUAAUUGCAACAAAACUGAAAUCAUCGCUACACUGAGGAAUGGAGGUCAAACCUGCCUGGACCCAGAUUCGGCAAAUGUGAAGAAGCUGAUGAAAGAAUGGGAGAAACAGGUCAGCCAAAAGAAGAAGCAAAAGAGGGGGAAAAAACAUCAAAAGAACAAGAAAACCCGAAAGGCUAAGCCCCAACGUCGUCCUUCGAAGAAGACUACUGACGUGCUCCGUGUUUAAGUGGUUUUCCAUCUUAGCGGAAUGCCUUCACUGGGGAGCACCCUUUACCGCAUAAGCUCAUUAACUUGGCUAGAAGAUGUAAAGCAUGAUUUUGAAAUUAUAACCAACGCUACAAAGUUAAUUGUAGAACCCAAGUAGUAAAAAUUGAUAGAGGCAAAAAAAACGUCUUUGUUCUACUUAGCCAACAAAAUUUCGUCAAGCUAUUGAGCACAGUCAUGAUAAUAUCAAAUAUGGGCAAGUGUCCACGCAUACUUAGCCAAUGCACAACAGCUGUCUGGCUUCUAGACCACACAUUGCAGCUUCCGGAGUCUUCUGAGGCCCAUGUCAGGAAGCUCUCGGCCUGUCUGUCUGCUGGUGAGCUGGACCUCUCCAAGCUGGUGUGGCCAUCGGUGGCUGGCAUGUGGGUCAGCCUGCAGGCCCCACGCCAAGUGUGUCUCAGAGAUCAGUGCGAAAGGGUUUUGGGUUCCAUGGUGGAGAUCAUCAGGCUUGGCUUUCUGAACCUUCCAUGUAGCUUUUGAGUCCAUGUGAUUUCAUUGUUCACUUGAUCCCCUCUUCAAGUCAUCUUUCAAGUUUUGCUUCUUAACUAAAACUCUCCUAGAGGGUUGUGGGCAUAGCCUAAUGGUAGAGGGUUUGCCUUGCAUGGACAAGGCCCUGGAGUUGAUCACAGUGCAAAACCUUAACCAUUUUUUUUUUUUUAAGAUUUUUCUGGCUACUCAAAUCCUCUUAAAUCUCUUUCGCUUGUUUCUCAGUGCUUCAUGACUAAUGAUUUCUGUUAUCUAAUUGCUUCUGUGUGUUUAUUUCUCUCUUUCUAAUGAGAUUCAUUUUUGUUUUGUUUUUUGAGAACAGGCACCAUGGAUUACUCCACUAAAUCUUCCAUGAUGUCUACAAGAACUUGGUUUUGAAUAAUUUCCUAAUUGAAUGUGUAAGAAGUAGAAAGGCCAUCAGACACGAGGCACUGGCCAAUUCCUGGCUACUCCAUAUUGCAUAACUCUAACCAUCGGUCUGCUUGCUUGCUUACUUUUUUUUUUUUUUAAGACAGGGUUUCUCAACUGGCUUUCCUAACACUCACUAAAUAGUCAAGGCUGGCCUUGAACUCACAUAUAUCUGCCUUCCACUGCCUCCUGAAUACCGGGAUUAAAUGUGUAUACCUGCUUGCAUGCUCGUCUGACUUCCUUUUUUUUUUUCUUUCCUUCCUUCUAUCCUUCCUUCCUUGCUUUUUAAAACUACCUAUCUUUCUUAUUAUCAUCAGGCAUCUUCAAUGCACAGCCAGAAUGAAAGCAUAGCCUGACCUCGUGACAGGAUGCUAACAUCUUUAACAAAUAGGAACCACAUGUAUAAGACAUUUGUGAGUAUACAGGACAUCUAGAAACCCAUAACCUUUCCCCACUCAAAACAAAAAUUCCUCUAAUACCAUAAGAAUGGUCUCAAGAGAUCAGCACAAGCCUUCUACGAGUCAACAAAAUAGCUGCCAGAUCCUUUAACAGGUUCAUCUUAGGCGAAUAUGAAUUUCAUUAUGGCCUUCCCUCAUUGCACAAUUCCCAGAGUCUUAUGAUAUCAAUGGACACAUCAGAAAAGGAGUGCUAAGAUAGCAAGAUUGGGGCUGGAGAGGUGGGUGGCUCUCUAGAGGACCAAAGUUCCAAACUGGGGGCUCACAACCACCUGUGGCUCCAGCUCCAGGGGAUCAGCUUCUCUCUCCCCCUUUGUGAGCAUUGCACGAUGUACGCAGGCCCACACUCCGACAUAACACACACGUAAUUUAAAAAUCAAAAUGAAAUCAUCACAGGAAUACUGUUAGAGGGAACCAAGAGCUACAGGAAACAGUAAAUUCUGUUAGUGGAAGCAUGCAUGGGGCCCGAGUUAGCCUCUGUGAGGGUUGGAAACUGGACCUUAGAGAAGAGGUCUAAUGAGCUAAAUAGAAAAGCAUGUCUCUGGCCAGAAAUCCAGCCUCCACUCACGUACUUCCUCAAAUAUUAGCAUUCCUCCUGCUGCAGAUGGUUUUGUGUGCUGCUGGUGGGAAUUCCAUCCAAACAGCAUUAUAUAGUGACAAAAGUGGCCAGUUCCCUCCAGGAAAAGAAAAUCUAAAAAUGAUCCCUAACGAGUCAGCUGGUGGCCCUUGCAUCUGACUGGGUACUGAGCAUAACUACUAGCCAGAGACUCUGUAUAUUCACUAAGUAACUAUGAUUGAGAUGUAUCAUUUUUGUAUAGUAGUCUUCAUAUAUAUGUGUGUGUGUGUGUGUAUAUAUAUACACAUACAUAUAUAUAUAUAUAUAUAUAUAUACUCUAAUUCUUAAUUGAAAACUAAUUGGCAUAUAUGCUUUGGAGCUAUUUUGUGAAAGAUUAGUGAUAUCAAUAAAAGUCCACUAAUCCCAAAA
Messenger RNA from Meriones unguiculatus (Mongolian gerbil), 2843 nucleotides. It is a transcript of the gene Cxcl9, whose product is annotated as C-X-C motif chemokine ligand 9. Gene Ontology annotation, molecular function: CXCR chemokine receptor binding; chemokine activity. NCBI's taxonomy places the organism in Eukaryota, Metazoa, Chordata, Mammalia, Rodentia, Muridae. Gene Ontology annotation, biological process: antimicrobial humoral immune response mediated by antimicrobial peptide; cellular response to lipopolysaccharide; chemokine-mediated signaling pathway. The coding region runs from base 82 to 471 and encodes 129 amino acids. The transcript has 4 exons. Gene Ontology annotation, cellular component: extracellular region. The record is from RefSeq and is a predicted model, not a curated record.